Aspergillus pseudonomiae is the source of this 971-nucleotide messenger RNA. RefSeq lists its product as uncharacterized. Bases 214 to 732 code for a protein of 172 amino acids. NCBI's taxonomy places the organism in Eukaryota, Fungi, Ascomycota, Eurotiomycetes, Eurotiales, Aspergillaceae. The record is from RefSeq and is a predicted model, not a curated record. The transcript is spliced from 2 exons.
AGCUAUGAAUAGCAUACGACUUGUGGGUAUGGUAUAUAUCUGUGUACUUCAAGUUGCAGUGUGCAGGAUAGGUACAGGCAGCACAUUUAUCUUGUCGUUCACUGGCCGUGAUACUGUGUUGUCAAAGUCAUCGGUACCCUCCGAUCAACUAUAUAUAGCGGGGAGGCUGUGCAGGAGCUCGGCAAUUCCAUCCGUUGAAGAGCAUGUUCGGUAAUGCUAUUGCCUGAUCUUCUCUGGACAGGAUCAAUUGAGUGCCAAGCGAGGAUCAUCCAUCUUGUAUUCUUUCGAGUGACAUCAUCGACCGAACAUCCUCUGGAAACAUCGAACUACGGAGUACUCCGUAAAGCAUUCCGCAACAGCUUCUUGGAGAAGUGCGUCAACAAUAAUCGCCGAGUCAACAAAUAUUGCUCCUCCCUAGCAUACGGAGGAUCCACAUAUACAAAGCCCAACCUAAAACCAGGGUCCAGUGUGGCGGUGAAAGUGCAGAAGAAUAGAAUGACAGUCCCCGCAGACAAGUCUGGUAGCGAUGAACAAACCGCUUCUUGGCAGCUCUCCGAACCCAUAAUCUUCUUUCCUCUUUGUUCCAGGCAGCUUCGUUCCCUGUCAAUAUAUUGGUGUCAUUCAUACGUUGAUCAGCGGGUUGCACCCGAUUUCCACGCCAGCCGUGCUUGGCAUAUGUCGCCCGAAGGAGGCUUAGAGUUUCAACAGCUCUCAUUGAAGGCAGAUCGCUAGCAUCCCGAGUGAUGGAACUGCGAUGUAUGGUGCAUGCGGAGAACUUCCCGUCUGGGCAAGCUCUAGUUUCGGGCAACGAGAUCCUUAUAUAUAGAAAUUUUGCGACACGAUCGAAAUGGCCAUAAAUAUGCGUCCUCGCCCGCCUCCAAUUGCUCAUAGCAUCAUCAGCUUCGAUUUCAAUUGCAUCGCGACGACGGAAUCCAACUACAUUCGGAACUCUUUAUACCCCUAAACAUCUA